CCGCGCGCGCCGCUGUCUGCGCAGUCGCGGCCCGGGCGGCUCGGCUGCUGCGGCGCGCUCAGCGGCUGGCGGCGCGGCCGGGGAUGCUCCAGCGGGCGCGAUGGCCCCUGCCAUGCAGCCAGCCGAGAUCCAGUUUGCUCAGCGGCUGGCGUCCAACGAGAAGGGCAUCCGGGACCGGGCGGUGAAGAAGCUGCGCCAGUACAUCAGCGUGAAGACUCAGAGGGAGACAGGAGGUUUCAGUCAAGAAGAACUUCUAAAAAUAUGGAAAGGGCUCUUCUAUUGCAUGUGGGUACAGGAUGAACCCCUCCUACAGGAGGAGCUAGCGAACACUAUUUCCCAACUCAUCCAUGUUGUUAACAACUCAGAGGCUCAGCACCUGUUCAUUCAGACCUUUUGGCAAACCAUGAACCGAGAAUGGAAGGGAAUAGACAGGCUCCGCCUGGACAAAUACUACAUGCUGAUCCGGCUGGUCCUGAGGCAGUCCUUUGAAGUUCUGAAGCGAGAUGGCUGGGAAGAAAGCCGAAUCAAGCUUUUCCUAGAUGUCCUGAUGAAGGAGAUCCUGUGUCCCGAGAGUCAGUCUCCUAAUGGAGUGAGGUUCCACUUCAUCGAUAUUUAUCUGGACGAGCUCUCCAAAGUGGGCGGGAAGGAGCUUUUAGCAGAUCAGAAUCUCAAGUUUAUUGAUCCAUUCUGUAAAAUUGCCGCCAAGACUAAGGACCAGACACUGGUGCAGACUAUAGCCAGGGGCGUUUUUGAAGCCAUUGUAGACCAGUCUCCUUUUGUACCUGAAGAGACAGUGGAGGAACAGAAGACGAAAAUGGGUGACAGUCACGUCCCUGAGGAAGAGACCCCUGAAAAUGAGACGAUGUGGAGAAAAGCAGCCUGUAAAAAGAAGACAGCAAUGGGCAAGAAUCACUCCAGAAAAGACGGACUUGGUGAUGAGAGAGGAAGAGAUGACUGCAGAGCCUUGGAGGACACUGGGCCCCUUCUCCAGUUUGACUAUAAGGCUGUUGCUGAUCGACUGCUGGAAAUUACCAACAGGAAGAACAUCCCUCCUUUCAACAGGAAGCGUCUCUCCAAACUAAUCAAAAAAUUCCAAGAUCUCUCUGAAGCAGGCAGUAUAUCUCAACUUAAUUUUGCUGAGGACAUUUCUGCUGAUGAAGAUGACCAAACCCUCAGUCAAGGAAGGCAUAAGAAAAAAGGAAAUAAACUUGUAGGAAAGGCUGACUUGGAAAAGGAGAAAGGGAACACAGUCUUUGCUGCCGAGAAAGAGGGCAGUGAAGGCAGUAUUCAAAAGAGAAAAAGGAAAAAGAAGAGGAAGAACCACCCCCAGCCUGGAAACUCAGUCCCAGGCGAUGAGGUCCCAUCCCUAGAACAGAACGGCGGCUCGUCCAGCACCGGGGAGGAGAGCGGCUCAGAGCACCCCCCCUCCGUCCCCACGCACAACAGAAGGAAACGGCCGCGGAAGAAGAGUCUAAGGGCCCACAGGGAGACCUUGGCAGUGUCACCUCUGGAGGACAUGUCACAGAGUGGCCUGAGCAGCGGACACCCUCAGGCACCUGCCGCCAGAGGUCCCCCAACAGAUGGAGCCCAGGUCCUGAAAAGGAAGCGGAAACUCGGAGCCCCCCCAGCCAGUGGCAGGGGGCUGGCCACGCUGGCCUGGCCCCCCACAGGCCCAGCGGAGGCGGGGAGCAGCCAAGCCAGCCUGCCCCAGUGUGGGAGGCUGCAGAAAAAACAGGCAGAGCCCAGCAGCUGCAACCUGUACGACCUGUCCAGUCAGAAAACAGCAAUCUUAAAAAAGAGGAGGAAAAUGAAAGAGAUGUCGAACUUGGUAGAACACAACGGAGUAUUGGAACCCACGGUCAGGCAAAGCCAAGCUCUGGGAGGCAGCGGGACUAUCAGCCCUUUGAAGAAGAAGCAGCUGAGGACAGAGAACGACUUUGUGAAGUUUGACACUCCCUUCCUACCAAAGCCCCUGUUCUUCAGAAAAGCCAAGAGCAACACUGCCACCUGCUCUCCAGGUCCUGCCGUCCAGCUAAACAAGACACCGUCCAGCUCCAAGAAAGUCACCUUUGGGCUGAACAGAAAUAUGACUGCAGAAUUCAAGAAGACAGACAAGAGUCUCUUGGUCAGCCCCACGGGCCCCUCCCGAGUGGCCUUCAACCCCCAGCAGAAGCCCCUGCACGGAGUGCUGAAGACCCCCCCCAGCUCCCCUGCCAGCACUCCCCUGGUGACCAAGAAGCCGCUGACUGCCACUCCAAAGAGGAGGCCGACUGCUGUGGAUUUCUUCUGAGGACAGUAGGAGAGCCUCUUUUUAAAGACUGCUUUUGUACAGAAUAUUCUAUAAAUUAUAACUUUAAGAACAUAGGGCCUUUUUAUCAUCUUGUAAGUUCCUGUAACUUACGAGGUUCAUACGAGGUUCUGAACGUGAGCUGCUGUUUACUCAUCCCUUCCGCUGGGAGCCACAGGUGUCUCCGUGGAAUCUUCCGCUACAGACAUUGUGCUUAAGCUCUCUGGGAUUCCACAUUUUGGAAUAACUUCAGUGAUUCCCGUUAGUGUAGGAACUGAGACCUCGUAUGAAGCUGAGGAGAGCACACUGAUCUAUAACUUUCAAUAAAUUGAUUAGCACAAUUAAAGUGUGGAAUUACACUUCCUAGUCAGCUAUCAGUUUAUGCAGAACUUUGGUACUCACAACCAUGUUUGCCGUGCUGGGUUGGUUUUCCAGUUAUUUCUAGUCUAACAGUCUGUUUUCUUUUCAAAGCGUGUAGGGCUUCACCUUCGUGUCCUAUGGGUAUUUGGCAGUUUACUGAUACGGAUGAUUCUUGGAACAGAAUCAGCAAUACCAUAGUUUUUCUACGUGCACUCAGCUGGGGGAGUGGACAGGUGGGGGAGAAGAGGCUCUUGCCCUGGGGGCUUGCUCUCUUCCACCCUCAGCUCGUUCCUUCCCUGUUCUCCUACCUCUACGGCAAGCCCAAAGUGUCUUCUGGGGGCCAGCGCCCCCCUUGGCUCUCACCCGGGCCCCAGCCCUGCAUCGAGCACACUCGUUCUUCCAGGUCCUUGGGCUCCAGUUGUUCUUUCUAUAUCCAUGUCUGAGCCAAGGAGCUAAACGAUUGAUGUCCCCAAAGCAGCUUCUCCGUCCCGGGUUAGGCUCCCUCCCUUAGAGGUGUGUCCAGUGUCUGAAACCUGAGCCUUGCUGAGAGCGGAAACCGGCAGCCUUGAAGAACCAUGCAUGUGGUUUUAUCUAAAAUAUGGGACUUCUCACAGAUUUUUACAUGGUUCUUCUAAUCUAAGUUAAUUACAGAAAUUGGGAUGGAAGGUGCCCAGACUUUAGUUGGAGAAACAGAAAUGUGACUUUCUUAGAGCGGUGCUCACUCAAUAAUUGAUCUGUACCUUUUGCCUGAGAGACAGAAGACACAGACUCAGAACCAAGUGGCACCUGAGGGAAGCCACGGGGCCAGGCUCUUUCUCCGUGGCUCACACAGUUAUAGGUUCUAAGCGGAAAGAGGUCAUAGAGUGUGUAGUUUUGGCUGACAGGCGCUCAGUGCUCUCCCAGCAGCCCACUCUCUGCUGAGGGGAAUCUGGGGCCUGGAAGUGAAAGCCACCCCCCUCCCCUCGCUCUCCACCCCAUGCAGGAACCCCAAGUUUUCACUAAGACCUGGGCCAGUGCCCUUUUCUGCUACUCCCCAAGAGGGACCCCAGGUUGCUUCUGUGGUCCCAGCCAUAGCUUUGGACGGCGGAGAGGCCCGCUGGGAUUGCAGCGCUGCAGUGAUGUGACUCUGGCUUCAUGCAUUCACGGAAGCAAGGGUGGGCUCCACCUGGGAACAGGAACUGGCCUGGUGUUGGGUGGGGUGGCUGAUUGAUGAAGGCCCUGAUGGGAAGUGUUAACCUUGUUCUUUGCCUACUCUGAGAACAUUUUGUCAUACUUAGCCAUGAAAAAAGAAAUAGUUAACAUUGUGCUGUUAAAUAGUCCCUGUGAUGAGAAGUCCCAUGUACAGCAUAAGUUUGUGGUGGUGGGUGCAUGGUUUUAGUGUGCUGCAUUUGACAUGAUAUAUAAAAUCACGUUCAAAACCAAAACUGACACAACGAAAGGACUGGAUUUAAGUGAGCAAAUAUUUUUAACUUUUUUGUUUAAAAAAAAGUUUCAUUAUCCUUAGUCAAAAUAUUUUUCUAAAAAUUUUUAUUUCAGCUUUAAAGAUGAGUCGUAUAGUCAAAUGGGCCAUAUAACCCUAGAGUGUUGAGAUAUCUUACCAAGAAGACAUUUUAGGGCAAAAGUGGCACAUUUCCUCUGCAGGCUACUGCAGAGACGUUUCUUCAUGGCACUUCUAUGUCACCAUCUGUCCCGAGGUGCGGGUGAACAUGUCAAAGUCAUGCCUGUGGGGUGGUGUCCAGAGGGACAGCGUGCAUCUGUGAUUCUGUUUGUUCUCCACAUCUGUCCCAAUGACCCCUUUCUAUGGGUAAGUCAAAUAGGUUUACAGUGGUUUAUUUUUAAUGCCUAAGUUUUGGCAACAGGAAGAAAACUUUUUUAAAAUUCUCAUUAAUAUGUAUACACAAGAAUAAUAUGUCACAAAGAAAAUGUGUUUAGAAUACCAGUUUUCUAUUUGAUGCAUGUUAUUUUCCUAAAUAAAAUUGCCAAGGGGACUUGGAAGUCCAGAAAAGGAAAUAAUUUAAUGCUGGUGAUCUUGAAUAAUAGUAUUUUGUAAAAUGAUGAUCUCUCCCUUCUCCAUAGGUCUGGUCAAUUUUGUACGAUUAGGCAUCAGACUUUUAUUGCCCUUUCUAACUUUUACUGAACUGAAAGCACAAAGUAUAAAGAAAAUCUGGAAACGAUUGUGAGUAUUGGAAAGAAUAUGAAAUUGUGAGUCUGUCUUUAAUUUUUGUAUGUGUUUUCUCUGAAUUUACCUGACUGUGCUGGCAAGGACUCUGUUUACAAUCAAGCUGUGCGAGUGUCUGCAGGGUUUGCCGGUCCUCAUCAAAGCCAACUCCAUUAAAGAUCCAUGUCUUUGCCCUCA
This is a messenger RNA of Lemur catta (Ring-tailed lemur), 5003 nucleotides long. It is a transcript of the gene RRP1B, whose product is annotated as ribosomal RNA processing 1B. NCBI's taxonomy places the organism in Eukaryota, Metazoa, Chordata, Mammalia, Primates, Lemuridae. The transcript has 16 exons. The coding region runs from base 101 to 2290 and encodes 729 amino acids. Gene Ontology annotation, cellular component: nucleus; preribosome, large subunit precursor; preribosome, small subunit precursor. The record is from RefSeq and is a predicted model, not a curated record. Gene Ontology annotation, biological process: rRNA processing.